This is a messenger RNA of Paramecium tetraurelia, 507 nucleotides long. RefSeq lists its product as uncharacterized. NCBI's taxonomy places the organism in Eukaryota, Ciliophora, Oligohymenophorea, Peniculida, Parameciidae. The record is from RefSeq and is a predicted model, not a curated record. The transcript has a single exon.
AUGUUAUUCGAAUACCCUCAACAACCUGCCUUUAUUUAAAAAUACGAACUCAUCAAACACUUUUUUGUCUAACUUCAAUAAGUAAGACAAUGUGAAUAAGGAUCCAAUCCAUCUUCAAAAGUUGAUAGGCAAUAAGAAUUCGAUAAAUAAAAUUCAAAAGCAUAAAUAACUGAGGAAUCCCUUAAGUAUGAUGAUUCAACAACUUCCAGACAAGUACCAAAACAAAGAAGAGCUGUCUAUAUCACAAAGAAAUCAGAAUAAAGAAAGUCAAAAGAGAUUGUCACUCUUCCGUAUAGACCAUCAGAUAUCAUGAUGAUUGAAUAAUAAAAAGAAAAAAUAGAUCAAUUUUGCUAGGAUAAUAAGAUACUCUACGAAAAUAAAAAAGAAUGCAUGUACAUCAUUAAGAGAGUGGCUAAGAUGAUUAAAAAACUAAAACAAAAAACAUGUCAAGAUCACUUGAAUAGUAUCGAGCAUUUCAUAAUUGAAAUUAAGAAUUAAGGAUGCUGA